Mollisia scopiformis is the source of this 1133-nucleotide messenger RNA. RefSeq names its product A1pp-domain-containing protein. Bases 59 to 949 code for a protein of 296 amino acids. The transcript has 2 exons. Lineage: Eukaryota; Fungi; Ascomycota; Leotiomycetes; Helotiales; Mollisiaceae. The record is from RefSeq and is a predicted model, not a curated record.
CAUCAAUCCCUUCUUUCCCGACAACUUUCGCAUUCGCAUGCUCAGAAUCAGAAGAAUCAUGGCAAACGUACCGGUAACAGAGAUACCAACUGUAUCCCUGCUCUAUCGACUCAAGAAGCUGGCACCUGCGCAAUUCCAAGACGAAUCCGAACGUCCCCAACCUUCGCAAUCAUUCAACGAUCGGAUCGGCCUUAUCAGAGGGGAUAUCACAAAGCUUGAAGUCGGAGCUAUUGUCAAUGCUGCAAACAACUCACUUCUCGGCGGUGGUGGUGUUGACGGAGCAAUACACAGAGCUGCUGGGCCAAAGCUCUUGAAGGAGUGUCGGAGAUUGAAAGGUUGCGACACUGGCUCAGCUAAGAUCACCGGUGCCUACGAACUUCCUUGCCAGAAGGUUAUUCAUGCUGUUGGACCAGUCUUCAACUCACGAUUCGAGCAAGAGUGCGCAGAAGAUCUCGCAGGUUGCUAUACUACAAGCUUGGAACUAGCUGUCGCCAACAAGUGUAAGAGCAUUGCAUUCAGCGCUUUGAGCACUGGUAUCUACGGCUACCCGAGUGAUGAAGCUGCACCUGUCGCUAUCAAGGCUGUUAAAGACUUUCUAGAGGGUGAAGAUGGAGAUAAGCUGGAGAAGGUAGUCUUCUGCACUUUUGUACAGAAGGAUGUCGAUGCCUACAAUCAUUGGUUGCCUCGCUUCUUCCCAUCGACCGAACCGGAGGCUGAGGAUGAAUGGGAAGAAGUUGAAGGAGGAGAGUCUGCGGAGAACGGACCAGCCACACAAGAAGAGAAGGCAAAGGAUACAGAGGAAGCGAAGGAGGAAAAGGAAGCCGAAAAGAAAGAAGAAGAGGCACCAGUGGAGCUUCCUGAUGUACCAACGACUGAGCCAGCUUCUGAGUCAGCAGAGGAUGGUCCUGCCACAAAGAAGCAGAAGUCUGGUGACGAAGAGAAGCUUUAGGUUGAUAACAUGCUGCUUUGGGUGCCUAGGAGUUACGGCGUUGGAGCACUGGAGUAGAACGAAUUCCGAAUUGUGGUUGGCAUGGAUAUAGCGUUGGUUUCUGCUUUCAGAAGCACCGUCGAUGUGGCCAGGUAGAUUGAGCCGACUUCUACCCUUUGCAGCAAUGAAGCAAUCAUUUUACCAC